Molecule: messenger RNA, 1440 nt
Organism: Dipodomys spectabilis (banner-tailed kangaroo rat)
Lineage: Eukaryota; Metazoa; Chordata; Mammalia; Rodentia; Heteromyidae
Gene: Alkbh4
Product: alkB homolog 4, lysine demethylase
Exons: 3
Coding region: 23-937 (304 amino acids)
Biological process (GO): oxidative demethylation; protein demethylation; actomyosin structure organization
Cellular component (GO): midbody; contractile ring
Molecular function (GO): oxidoreductase activity; demethylase activity; actin binding
Source: RefSeq, a predicted model, not a curated record
CGUCCGUGCCGGCGGCGGAGUGAUGGCCGCCGUGGCGUCCGCCGAGGCCCCUGAAGUCCGGCAGGAGUGCGGCUGCAAGGGCAUCCGGACCUGUCUCAUCUGCGAGGGGCCUCGCCACGGUGACCCGAUCUGGCAGCUCGCCCCGAAGAAAACCCACCGCUUCCUUUACUGCUUGGAUACCGGCUGGGCUGUGGGGGCUGAGGACUCUGACUUUGAGGGCUGGGCCUUCCCCUUUCCGGGGGUGACACUGAUAGAGGACUUUGUGACCCCGGAGGAAGAGGCUGAGAUGGUGUGUCUGAUGGACCAAGACCCUUGGAAGCUCUCUCAGUCUGGGCGGAGGAAGCAGGACUAUGGCCCCAAAGUGAAUUUUCGGAAGCAGAAGCUGAGGAUGGCCGGUUUCCAGGGCCUCCCCAGCUUCAGCCAGGAGCUGGUGCAGAGGAUGGGCCUCUACCCGGAGCUGGAGGACUUCCAGCCUGUGGAGCAGUGUAACCUGGACUACAGCCCCACGCGGGGCUCUGCCAUCGACCCCCACCUGGAUGACUCCUGGCUGUGGGGGGAGCGGCUGGUGAGCCUCAACCUCCUGUCCCCCACCGUGAUGUCCAUGGGCCGGGAGGCGUCUGGCAGCCUGCUGCUCAGCCCAGCUCCUCCUGCCAGCCCUGAGGCUUCCAUGGACAGCAUGCUAGGCCCCAGCAGGUCAGUCCUGUGCCACGAGGUGGAGGUGGCCGUCCCUGUCCCGCGCCGCUCCCUGCUGGUGCUCACCGGGGCUGCGCGGCACCAAUGGACCCACGCCAUCCACCGCAGGCACAUUAAGGCCCGCCGUGUGUGCGCCACGUUCCGUGAGCUGUCAGCUGAGUUCUGCCCCGGUGGGAAGCAGCAGGACCUGGGCCAUGAGCUCCUGCGCAUUGCACUGUCCUUCCAAGGGAGACCCGUCCUGUGAGCAGGACAGGCUGGUGUGGACCUCACGGGCAUGGCCGCCAGUGCACACUCCCUGCUCCCUGCUCAGUGGAUUUUACUCUUUGGUGUGGAGUUGGGGAUGGAAUGGGGACAUCGUUGGGAGAAGCCAUCAGACUUAGACUGUGGUGGGCAGCCCGGAGCUGCCCUUGCUGGGACCCUCCACGUCCACCCCUUGCACUGGAACUGUGGCUGCUGUUUGGGUUGUUUACAUAUCACACUGUGGAAGGGUAGGAUUUGGACUUUGAAAACUGCCACUGUGUGAAAGGGUUUUCCCUGCAUGGGGUCUGUGACCAGCCUGCCACCGCCCCUUCAUCCACUCUGAGGGGGUGCAGAGGACUGGAUGAAGACCUGACAGAUCUCAAGUUCUGACUUCUGAGUCUGGCUUAGCCUGAGUCACCUUUGACCCCUUGGGCUGGGAUGUACAGGGCAUCUGGGAACCUCAUUGCUUUAUCUCCCUACAGUCCUAAGAAGCAGGGAAGAGCUGGA